CCGAUCUAAGCACUUCGUUAAACAUGCUGACGAUAUCCUCGGUUGUCCACAAUGCCAUCUUACUGCCAGCAUGGAGAGAGAUCCAGUCGACUUUGAUGGAGCACAUGCAUGAGUUUGUGGUGCCUUACAAAGACAAUCCUUCGGCGCUCCAGAUUCUAUUAAGCAUAUGUGGCGAUGCGUUUGCAAAACAAUUCUUUUCCUCUGAACGCGCCCAUGCAUACCUUUUGGUCGAGCCAUAUAUGUCUGCUGAUACUCGCAAUGAGUUGGAGUGCCAGCUUCUGUCGCAACUGCUCGCGUUUCUCGCCCCACAUGUUCGAGAUCGUCAAUAGACUUCACAAAUUUCACAUCCAGUGCUGCGUAGAUGUCCAACAUGCUCCAAAGCAAGACCAUGCAUCAACUUAAGAACAGUAUCGAAGAAUCCUACGCACUGCACGUGGCAGCACUUCCUUCAACUGCAUCAACCAUCGAGCAAGCCGCCACGAAUGCGAUCCAUCAUUUACACGGCCACUUCUUCAUCCCCCCAGUCUCAGCUCCACCCUUGCGAGCAGCCCCCACCUCGUCCUUUUUAACCAUCGUCUCCAAUCAGAGUGUUCGCUACCCCCUCGAAGCAGACGCGACGUUAGCCGCUCAAGCACUUGUCGAUGAAGCAAAUAUGUUCCAGUCGUGUCAUGGACGUUCACUACCGACGCAACUCCGUCAGCUUCUAUGGUUCCGACGACUCUACGUCCCUGACACAAGCGUUGAGAUUGGCUGGCGAUUACAAGCGAAUCAGUCGCUCUUGGCGUUGCCCCAGCCAUGGACAUCCCCCAUAUCGUCACUCCUGUUCCGCCUCGUUCGCGAUACUUUGGCAGAGUUUCCAAGCACGGCCGUCGACGACCAGCCUCGACUUUGUGAUGUCCUCAACAUGUGGUACGUCUUGACGAAGCUCCAAAGCAGCCACUUUCUGUACCUGGCCCUGCCGCUGGUGCGCCUCUUUCCAUCGUUCGACUCCAAGGAAUCCCAGUUGGUGUCUUGCUUGCAUGUGUUUCUGAACAAGUAUCACCGGUGCGGUGUUAGCCGGAGUGACCUGUACGCAUCCGCCCAACGGGUGUGGCUUGAUGUUGGGGUGCAAUACGCAAGUCUAUUCCACCACGUGGAUGGAAUUUUCGCCCACACCAAACUCGAUCUAGCCGAAAAGCCCUCGCAACUAUUUGUGCCGUACGCUGGACGACCAUGGACGCACCAUGAAAGAAAUGUGCAUGUGAAUAGUUUUGAUGUGUAUUGCCCCCCGUGUAGAUGGAUUCAGCGGGCAUUUGUUGGCUAUUUGCCCCAUCGCGCAGUUGAAUUUGUGUGGGACCAAUGCAUGCUGUCCAGCCAAGGGUGGCAGACGUGCCUCGAGCACUUUUGCGUCGAUGUGUGCGGGCUCCUCUUGCCCCAACUCGAACUCGCGACCAGUGUGGUCCAACUCGAAGCCGCCAUGGACUCGGGGCCACGGGGGUUGUUUACUCAGGACGUGCGUCGGGCGUUCCAACUUCGCGCUCCCUCUGGGCUGAAUGAACAACGUCGUUCGUCUAGCUAAUAUAACACGUGUAUUCUUAUUAAUGCAACGUGUUGCCGUCGUCAUCGUGGUCGUCGUGGUCGUCGUCGUCGUUGUCAUUGUCACCGUCAUCGUCAUCGUCGUCAUCGU
This is a messenger RNA of Aphanomyces astaci, 1666 nucleotides long. RefSeq lists its product as hypothetical. Bases 362 to 1558 code for a protein of 398 amino acids. The transcript has 5 exons. Lineage: Eukaryota; Oomycota; Saprolegniomycetes; Saprolegniales; Verrucalvaceae. The record is from RefSeq and is a predicted model, not a curated record.